AUGAAGACAAUUGCUACUUUGGCUGUCCUUUUAUCUGCGGUUUCCGCCAAGAAGCUCACUCUUCGCAGUGUGAAGGCAAAUCAAGAACUUGCCACCACGACAUCCUGCGACAAACAGAAGUGCCCAGCAGCCUGGAGACCAAAGCCCAACCAUCACACUCUGUCGGGCUCUACCUCUGCAGACUGCUGUGACAAGACAUGCGAAUUGUUCACCUGCAGGGGUGUCUACCGAUCCAACGAGGCAUACUGGGGCAACGUUGGAAAUUCGCCACAGGUUUGCUGCGACAAGAUGUGCGGGACUGAUUUUGAGUGCGAUGUGGGCUACGUUCUGGCAGAUGCCACUGCUCCUGGUGUUUCCAAGAAGGACUGCUGCCAACCCAAGUGCCAGCUCUUCGAAUGCACUGCCCCUUGGGCACCAAGCGCAGCGAAGAAGGAUGUGGUGGCCAGCAGCGCAGAGGAAUGCUGCGAGAAGACUUGCGCCGCGGUGAACUGCUCGCUGCCCGGCUGGGCGCCCAACAAGAGCAAGGAGUUGGAAAUUGGCAGCACACCUGAGGAUUGCUGCACCCCAUUGUGCGGCAACUCCGCCCAAGUGAAAUGCCCCUUCGGCUCUGCGGUCAAAGAUGAGGAUGUGAACAAGACAAGCGACGGAACGGAUGAGGGCUGCUGCGCUCCACAGUGCAAAGCCUACAAGUGCAGCGAUGGUUUUGCACCCAACGUAGCAAAGGAUGACGCAUUUGGUGCAAGCGAUGAGGAAUGCUGCUUGCCAACUUGCAAGAAGUUCGAGUGCUCCAUGGAAAUGGGCUGGGCUCCUUUCCCUGCAGUGGAAAGCGACAUCGGAGACAAUGCCACACAGUGCUGCCUGGCUACCUGCAAGCAGUGGACCUGCAAUGCCACGGAGGGCUGGCUGCCCUACCCAGAGGGCGCCAAAGACAACACCACCGGUGCCAGCAACAGCAUUUGCUGCAUGCCAGCCUGCGAGAAAUACAGCUGCAGCUCUGCCAAGGGCUUGAUGAAGAUUCCAACGGCCAAAACGGUGGGUGGCACCACCGAUGAGGAGUGCUGCGAGAGCAGCAAGUGCGACGACGUGCGAAACAAGAUGGCCAAAAUGGAAGACAAGGAGGUUUGCAACGGCUUGGAGAAGGAGAAGUGCUUGAAAAAGUAUGCCAAGGUGAAGCAAGGCAACUCCCCUGCGAUCGUGAUGUGCAGCUUUGAUGAGACCUACAACCUUUGCCGCUACGACACGGACUCUGCCAUCAAGGGUGGCUGCACUGAAAUCUGA
Molecule: messenger RNA, 1278 nt
Organism: Cladocopium goreaui
Lineage: Eukaryota; Dinophyceae; Suessiales; Symbiodiniaceae
Source: the annotation of a GenBank genome assembly